AUGAACACAGAUGACAUCUAUAGAGUUUGUCGCGGCAAAGACUUGAACGGCACUGUUAUCAUUCUGUGCAAGUAUGACAUCCCUGACUCUCCCCGUCUCACUCGUAUGAUUCAGGGGUCGGCAAAUCAGUUGGUCUCUCAGUUCAGACUUACUUACCAUAUGAUCUGUAAUUUACACAAGACUUGCAAAUCAGACGAAACAGAUAUUGAAAAGUUUUUGGAGCGCUCUUUCGGUGAACACAAUCGUCUCAAACAAUCAGCAGAUGUGAUGAAAGAGUUGGAUUCGUUGAGACAGCAAAUUGAGACCUUUGCCAUUCAACAAUGCCCUCAAUGUUCAGAUAUAGAUGGUUUUUGUGUGCUCUUUGACCAAUAUGUCGAGUGCUUGCAAUCAUUUGCAGAAGUGUUGGACAUAACUCCAGUUCAGGAGGGAAUCAUUGUUCGCUGUAUUCAACGACUGGACGAACUUCUAAAGUACAUAAAAAUGGCGGCCAAUAAGAUGGGCAACAAAGAGCUCGAAGAGAAGGCGCGGGAGAAGAUGUUAAUCAAAGAAUUCUUGAGACUUUUUGUUGGGUUGAAGGCACUUUUACUCUUCCUAAAGCCCUAAUUAAAGCCAUUGAUAAAGAAGUUCCGGCUCCGGGUAUCGAACAAUUCUAUGAAAAGGAUGAAGUUCUCGAACAUUCUUACUAUCAAUGGGUUUGUGUAGUUUUAUUCCUUCAAUCGGUCUGUUUUUAUAUAACAAGAGCCCUUUGGAAGGGAUGGGAAAGAGGAAAAAUCAAACAUUUAAUAAAUGACUUAAACAAAGUGAUCCUCAAAGAAGAGGCAAAAAUUAGUAAAUGUGAUACUUUGGUCACUCAAUUGGUCGACAGUCAGGGCAAGAAUAAUGCCUACGCUUUUCGCUAUUUUAUUUGCGAAGUCCUCAACUUUUUUAAUGUCAUAAUACAAAUGAUUUUCAUCAAUUGGUUUCUUGGAGGAGAGUUUUCAAGAUAUGGAAUAAAUGUAUUCAAUUAUAUUGACCGUGAUCCAAAUCAAUCAGAAGAUCCCAUGGCCAGAGUUUUUCCAAAACUAACCAAGUGCACAUUCAGACAAUAUGGCCCUUCUGGUGAUAUUAAACGGUAAUACAACGGUGUAGUGACUACACUGUAUACAAUAUAAUAUAUUAUAUCAUAUUUGGUACAUAAGAUAUAUUAAU
This is a messenger RNA of Medioppia subpectinata, 1188 nucleotides long. The record is from the annotation of a GenBank genome assembly. NCBI's taxonomy places the organism in Eukaryota, Metazoa, Arthropoda, Arachnida, Sarcoptiformes, Oppiidae.